CUUGGGUCAAAUAGUAGUAUCUAUACACCAACCUUCUAGGAGGCCAACCUUAUAGAAGGAGGUCUACGUCUAAGAUACAGAUAGCAGUGCUGCACACCAAUCUUAGGAGCUCUACGAGGUCUUCGUCUACGAGGAUUGACAAUCCACCUGGAGUGUUGCAUGCAUCAACAAGAAUAUAGAAGCGUUUUAUUGAAAAGCUUUGGACCUUGCUAUCUUGUUACUCCUUCUUGGUGAAAAGCUUUGGACCUUGCUAUCUUAUACUCCUCGUUGCGCCUCGUUGUGGUCCCCAUUGCCUCCUUGCAUCGUCGUCGGAGAAAGGGAUAAACAAGUGCAGCGUCUACUGGAAUACAUGCGGCCACUUGGAAACAGAGGAGUUCUUCUCCCGUACCAUGGAAACUACUAGGACUAGCGUACGAAUUCAAGAUCUUCAACGACGAGUACAAAACGCCUGCAACGCAACUGCUUCUUCAUAAGAACGCAACAAAAAUUGGGAUGCUACUGACCUCCUCCUCCUUCACACGAGAACAAGGCAAGAACUUACCCUCUUUCCUAUACGACAAGGACUUGCAGCAGAACCCUAACGUUUACGCUACAUUGCUUGCCAACCACUUGAAACACCUCCACAAGAAUAUCAUCAACAUCUUCUCCGUAAAGACGCGCGAAUCGGAAUAUCCUCCUUCGGACAGGAAAAAAUACUGCUAAAAACAUCCACAGUACUAGGUACUUCAUCUUCAUCUUAGUACUUUUGUCUCUUCUCCUUUGCCGAAAUGUCGCAAGCAGUGAAGAUGGUUCGGACCUUCGUAGAGAUCGUCUCGGACGAAGAAGAGGAUAGAGGUGGAAUGUUGGAGAAAACUAAGUCCCUACCAGCAACUGCUCAUACGGAGUACAAACAAAAACGGACACCUGGCACAGGUCCACUUGAUAGCGAGUCAAGAGUCGCGCCUGCACCUGGUACUAUUUGAUCCUCUACGACGAUCCUUUAUGAUUAAACUUUGUUUUGAUCCACGAAGAUCCUUUAUAAUUAAACAUUAAUGUUUAUAAUUUAAUUGACGAGAAUCAAUGCGCCUUUGAACUUUGUUGAAAAAUUUAAUUGACGAGAAUGCAGCCUGUUAAUAUUGUUACCUCGUCGAAGAAAAUUUCUCACAGGUCUUUCCUCAGCUAGCAGCAGAGCCGCAGGACGCAGUCGAAUGGAACCAAUAGCUGAAGAC
Amoebophrya sp. A25 is the source of this 1208-nucleotide messenger RNA. Lineage: Eukaryota; Dinophyceae; Syndiniales; Amoebophryaceae. The record is from the annotation of a GenBank genome assembly.